This is a messenger RNA of Onychostruthus taczanowskii (white-rumped snowfinch), 1470 nucleotides long. RefSeq names its product RAB20, member RAS oncogene family (gene RAB20). Gene Ontology annotation, molecular function: GTP binding; GTPase activity. Bases 173 to 865 code for a protein of 230 amino acids. The record is from RefSeq and is a predicted model, not a curated record. Lineage: Eukaryota; Metazoa; Chordata; Aves; Passeriformes; Passeridae. Gene Ontology annotation, biological process: intracellular protein transport. Gene Ontology annotation, cellular component: endomembrane system. The transcript has 2 exons.
CCGGGGCCGGAUCGCGGCGGCUCCAGCGGAGCCCCCGAAGUUUGCGCUGCCGGCGGAGGCGGCUCGCGGCCCUCGUCCCGCCGCUUCCGGGGCCCCGCCGGGCGGAGCGGGCCGGGCCGGGCAGGGCAAGGGGGCGGGAGCAGCCGCCGGCAGGGAACCGAGCCGAGCCGCGAUGAAGAAGCCGGACGGGAAGGUGGUGCUGCUGGGGGACAUGAACGUGGGCAAGACCUCCCUGCUGCACCGCUACAUGGAGCGGCGCUUCCAGGAGACGGUCAGCACCGUCGGCGGCGCCUUCUACCUGAAGCAGUGGGGGCCGUACAACAUCUCCAUCUGGGACACCGCAGGACGGGAGCAGUUCCAUGGCCUCGGGUCUAUGUACUGCAGAGGAGCGGCUGCUGUGAUCCUCACGUACGACGUGAACAGCCUCCAAAGCCUGACGGAGCUGGAAGAAAGAUUCUUGGCUCUGACAGACAGUGCAAGUGCUGACUGCAUUUUUGCUAUUGUUGGAAAUAAAGUUGACCUCAGUGAUGACUGUACUUCACCACCGGAUGAAAACAGACCUGAGAAGUCUGGUGCCAGCUGUGGCUCAAAGGUGCGGAAACAAGUCCGUGCAGAGGAUGCAAUUGCGCUCUAUAAAAAGAUACUGAAAUACAAAAUGCUAGAUGAGAAGGAUGUUCCAGCUGCUGAGAAAAUGUGUUUUGAGACCAGUGCAAAGACAGGAUACAAGGUGGACUACCUGUUUGAAACUGUGUUUGACAUGGUAGUCCCAAUAAUCGUACGGCAGAAAGCUGAGGGGCCACCACAAACCGUAGACAUCACGGACUACAAGCCAGCCAAAAGGACAAAGUCAGGUUGUUGUGCCUGAACCAUCUAUGUGACAUGGAAAAGGGGAGGGAUUUUUCACUCCAGCAAAAUGAGGAAUAAGAACUGCUUGCAGUUGACCAGAAAGGAAAAGUCAAGGAAUAAAUAGACUAAAAUGGUGUAUGCAAAAAAAAAAAAAAAAAAAAAAAAAAAAAACCAAAAAGAGAGAGAGAAACAAAUAAAUCUUCUGACCAUUAAAGGCUUCUGGGAAGCUCUGUGUAUUAAAAAAAAUGGGAAUGCAAGUGAAAUUAUAGAGUAAGACUUGCCAGUUUCCAUGGGCUCUGAAGACAAGUGAUGUGUUAUUAGAAUGGGUAGCGACAAUCCUUUGGACAGAUUUGAAACAUUCUGAUUUUUAGUGACUUGCCAUUUCAUGUUGCAUGUAAAUGAUCUGUUUGUGUACUCUUGAAAACUUUCAUAUUAUGAUCUUCUUUUCCCUUAUGAUUCUAACUUUGGAAGACUGAACAUAUAGUACUUUUUUAUUCUUAAGGAAAAAAAGAAAAUCCAGGUAUAUUUAUAUUUGUAGCUAAUAAGUCAAAUGCAAUCUUUUUAUGACAGACAUGACCGCAUAUGAUUCAGAAGCUGAACUAUUAAAAUCACUGUGGAUAUGUA